GAGCAGAGGGUGACGGUUCAGAAAGCGUGCUCACGUUUCCACCAGGGGAGUACGUAGCAGAGGAACUGUGCAUAAGUGCAGCGAAAGCGUGUGGUGAGUCACAAGAGGAUUUCACAAAAUAUAGUUUAGUUAAUUCAAUAUAAAUUAAGCUAUUUUUUAACAUCAGUCUAAUAAGGGUUUUAAAUUAUGCUUAAAAAAAUACAUCAACAAUAUGAGAAAACAGAGGGGAAAAAAAGAAGGACAUUAAAAAUAUAGUGGUGUGACAAUGUAUUCUAUUGUUCUGUUUAACAAGUAUGAUUUGAACGAUUCAUAAAUUCUUAGUGCCAUGUUCAAAACCUUGAGCAAUUCACUGGUUAGAUGACAACCCUGUUUUUAUUGCCACACAUCUGGAUGUUUGUGCAACCUUGUGAAGUUCUGCUUUAGCAUGUGACGUACACCUCGUUGAGAAACAACUGUAAGUGCGUCAGGCUAAAUAAACAUUGUUUUAUUAAAGAGUCUCAAAUAUAACACCUCUGUACACAUAUUUUUGUUAUUAUGCACAGUAGUUAAGGCACAUUUCCAGGCAUGUGGGCAUUUUUGCUCAGUUGAACAUGUCUUGACAUUAUUGUUAAGCAUCAAAUUGAAUUAGAAAUACAUAAGAACAGUGAGGUAUUAAGUCCACUGCAUACAAAAAGAAAAGUCCCUUCUUGCAUCAAUGCAUUUGUCUGUGUAGAUCCCAGACUGGACUAUAAAUGGACAUAGUGUAACGCUUGUGUUUACGUUUCAUGCAUGCUGCCAUCUUUGUCAAUAGGGGUAAAGAGCUUGUAAGGCUGAAUUAGGCCUUUAAGUACAGACACACUAUCUUUCCAUCCAACAUUAAUAAAUACAUAUCAGCAAUAUAUUUUAAGCAGCAAGCGCAUGCUUGAAUUGUUCCGUCAUACUGGCCUCAAUACAAGUGAAUAGGGAGGCAGUGUAAAUACUUGUAGUUAAGUGUAGUGUGAUCGUGACUUCAGCCAAAACUGAGUUAGGACACGCGGUUGGCCAAUCACAAACUGUGAUACGCUGAAAUAUCUGUCAGGCAAGCAAAACGUGUCCCCAAAGCACAUUUCCCACGGCCAGGACACACAUGGGAGGAUGUGUUUUUUUUUUUUUACAACUGAGCCUUUAACUUUAAAAGCAUGCAUGUACUUCCCUCUCCACACAGUUUAUUAGGACAUUUUCUGAAGUUUCUGCCUUUAAUUUGUUUAUACAUCUGUAGAAAAGCUUUUUUUGUUCACUUCAAGAUGGUGGGAAAUCUGAUCCAAGUAUCCAGUAGCCAUCUUGUGGCUGUGCGCUUUAAGGUAUUGAUCAGCUUGGUUUCGAUUUAUCCGCCAUCCAGGCAAUAAGAAAGUAAACAAUCAAAUGGACUGCUUGGCCAACGCUCAAGAGCAUUUGUUGUUUAUUUACGUGGCUUCUUCAUCGGCUCCAAAUGCAUCCAACUUCAUUCCUUAUACCAAGACCUUCCUGGUGAAGGACUUCAGAUAGGCGCUUUUGCCAUCAGAGCCGACACAGUGUUUGUUUUGUGGAAACAGAGCCACUGGCUCUUCUCUUUCUAGCAAACACAAAUCAGGAAGUUGUCGACUGUUGCGUCUAUUUUGCUCUCCACCCUCGCUCUAUCUCUCUCCGACACGCUCUCUUGCUCCAUUCCCACAUGAGCCGAUAACAAACGACCUCUCUCGAAUUCUUCCAUAUCCCCUUGCUUUUUCAACUUCCUUUGUCCUCGCGUUUCUCUGUCUUUACACUUGAAGUCAAACAUUGUCACCUUCCCAACAGUCAGACCUGAUAUGAUUGAACUUAAAUAGGUGGAGAAGUUCUGUCUAUAUUCAAUCUUUUUUUUUUCUCCUCUUUAUUUAUUUAGUCGGACCUCUGACUAUCUGUAUCUAUAUAUAAAACGGUGUGACGUAUGUUGUCAAGCCGUAUAAUGCAAUGCUUCUCAGCUACUAAGGUGUGAAUACAGUGACUUACUGUGCAGUGCAUUGCUCUCUUGUUUUGGCAGGCUGUGGCUCUGGAGCUAGAGCGGGUCAUCCUUUAAUCACAAGGGAUUGCUCCCGUGUACUGCAGCUUGUUUGGCCUCAUGAGGGAAAGUGACAGGAUAUGGUUUCCUCCUAAUCACAUCUUCAAAUUGCAGGAGCCAGCCAGUGAGAGCCUGCACUUCAGAAUCAGAUACAAUUUUUCUGGCUGGUAUAACAGCGGCAACACACUGAAUGCCCAUCGCUAUGGCCUGUCCAAGGGGACGGAGAGCCCCGUGAUGGAUGACUGUGUCAUGGCAUACCAGUUUUUUCAGAGGCGUAGUGACUUUCUGAAUGGCUGGGUUCAAAUUCCAGUGAGCCACGAGGCCCAGGAGGAGUGUCUGGGCAUGGCGGUGCUGGACAUGAUGAGGCUCGCCAAAGAGAGCGAUCAGUCACCUGUGGACAUUUACAAUUACACCAGCUACAAAUCCUUCCUGCCGAGAUGCAUGCGAAGCCGCAUCCAGGAAUACAACAUCUUGACUCGGAAGAGGAUCCGCUAUCGCUUCAAGAAGUUCAUCCAGCAGUUCAGGGAAUGCAAGGCCACGGCGUGCAACCUCAAGCUCAAAUACCUGAUGAGCCUGGAGAUGCUUCUGCCCUCCCUCUACUCCGAGCGCUUCCAAGUCACCGACCUCUCCGCGCACCAGGUUACCAUCAUUGUGACGGGCGACACGGGCAUCCAGUGGUCAAAAGGGAAAGAGGAGGAGAAGGGAGCAGAGGGGGAGCUAAAAUCAUACUGUGACUUCACAGAGGUGAUCGACAUCAGCAUCAAACAGGCCAAUAAGGAAGGCUCGGUGGAGAGUCGCGUGGUUACCCUCACCAGGCAGGACAACCAGUUCCUGGAACUGGAGUUCCAUUCGCUCCCAGAGGCUCUCUCUUUCGUAUCAUUAGUUGAUGGGUAUUACAGGCUGGUUGCAGACGCCCAUCAUUAUCUGUGUAAAGAAGUGGCUCCACCGAGACUUCUGGAGUGCAUUCAGAGCUACUGCCACGGCCCUGUGUCGAUGGAGUUUACGAUCGCUAAGCUGCGUCGCUCUGGUAACCACCAAGGCCUGUACAUCCUUCGCUGCAGCACGAGGGAAUACGACAAAUACUUCAUGUCCUUUGUAGUGGGGCUUGAAACUAUGGUGGACUACAAGCACUGUCAGAUCACGAAGACGGAGUCAGGAGAGUACAUUCUGAGUGGUGCCAAGAGGAGCUUCGGCUCACUCAGGGAACUUCUGCACUGCUACCAAAAGGAGGUGCUCCGCACCGAUGGAUACACAUUCCAGCUGACCAGGUGCUGCUCACCCGGCCUCAAAGAUAAAUCCAACCUGGUGGUGUGUAGAAACAAUCAAGGUGCCGAUGUCCCACUGUCUCCCUCGCUCCACAAUCACAACAUCAGCCAGAUGGUCUUCCACAAGAUCCGAAAAGAGGACCUCGUCAUCAAUGAGAGUCUGGGCCAAGGAACUUUCACCAAGAUCUUCUGCGGUGUGAGGAAGGAGCUGGGAGACUACGGAGAGAUACAUCAGAUCGACGUCGUUAUUAAGAUCCUGGAAAAGGCUCACCGCAACUAUUCAGAGUCCUUCUUUGAAGCAGCCAGUAUGAUGAGCCAGCUCUCCCACAAGCACUUGCUCCUCAACUUUGGCGUGUGCGUUUGUGGCAAUGAGAACAUGAUGGUGCAGGAGUAUGGCAGAUUUGGUUCACUGGACACGUACCUGAAAAAGAAAAAAAGCUGUGUUAACAUCACCUGGAAGCUAGAAGUGGCCAAGCAGCUAUCCUGGGCCAUGCACUACCUGGAGGACAAAAACCUCGUUCAUGGAAAUGUUUGUGCCAAGAAUGUCCUUUUGAUCAGAGAGGAGGAUCGGAUGACGGGCAGCCUGCCCUUCAUCAAACUCAGUGACCCAGGUAUCAGCAUCACCGUGCUGCCCAAAGAAGUUCUGGUGGAGCGUAUCCCGUGGGUGCCCCCCGAGUGCAUUGAAAACCCACAAAACUUGAGUUUAGCCACAGACAAGUGGGGCUUCGGGACCACCCUGUGGGAGAUCUGCAGUGGCGGAGACAAACCGCUCUUCACCCUGGACUGCUCAAAGAAGAAACUGUUCUAUGAGGACAGGCAUCAGCUGCCGGCUCCCAAAUGGACCGAGCUGGCCAAUCUGAUUAACAGCUGUAUGGACUAUGAGCCCUCACACCGGCCCUCCUUCAAAGCAAUUAUCAGGGAUCUCAACAGCCUCUUCACGCCAGACUAUGAGCUGCUGGUGGAGAGCGACAUGGUGCCCAACAGGACAAGAGGCGUCGGCUUCCCGUGGGCCUCCGAGAGCCAGGAGCCCGCCCAGUUUGAGGAGAGGCACCUCAUCUUUCUCAAGCAGCUGGGCAAAGGAAACUUCGGCAGCGUGGAGAUGUGCCGGUACGACCCCCUGCAGGACAGCACGGGGGAGGUGGUGGCCGUGAAGAAACUGCAGCACAGCACCGCCGAGCACCUCAGGGACUUUGAGCGGGAAAUCGAGAUCCUCAAAUCCCUCCAGCAUGAAAACAUUGUCAAAUACAAAGGAGUUUGCUACAGUGCAGGUCGAAGGAACCUCCGGCUGAUCAUGGAGUAUCUCCCCUUCGGCAGCUUGAGAGAUUAUCUCAUCAAACACAAGGAGCGCUUUGAUUUCAACAAACUGCUGCACUAUGCGUCACAGAUUUGCAAGGGCAUGGACUACCUUGCCACUAAGCGAUACAUCCACAGAGACCUGGCCACUCGGAACAUUCUGGUGGAGAGCGAGAUGAGGGUGAAGAUCGGUGAUUUUGGCCUGACCAAGGUGCUGCCGCAUGACAAAGAGUACUACACCGUCAGAGAGCCGGGGGAAAGCCCCAUCUUUUGGUAUGCUCCAGAGUCGCUGACAGAGAGCAAGUUCUCUGUGGGAUCAGACGUUUGGAGUUUCGGUGUUGUCCUCUACGAACUCUUCACUUGCAGUGAUAAGAACUGCAGCCCUCCUGCGGUGUUUAUGGACAAGAUGGGACAUGAAAAGCAGGGCCAGAUGAUUGUCUACCAUCUGAUAGACCUGCUCAAACGGGGAUAUCGGCUGCCUGAUCCUGCUAAUUGUCCAAAGGAGAUUCUCAAGAUCAUGUCGGACUGCUGGAGCAGUGAACCGAGACUGCGCCCUACUUUCAAGAAAUUAAUCCACAGUGUGGAGACUAUACGUCUCGUAGAUGAGCCGCAUUGAUCCCUUAACCUUUGACCUUUAGGUGUUGACCACAGUCAGACCUCAAAGAUCUGAACAGAACAAUAAAUGUCUUUGUGGUGUCUGGGUGUACUGCAGUGAUGCGCUCACUAGUCGGACAUACACGUGUUUUCUGUUGGUGCUCUUUGACGCUUAUUCAAAUAAGGAGGAUGAAUGGUGAUAUCCACUUUCUUGGCAGUUUACCUACUUCUUUCUCACAAAUUGUUAUAAAUUAUUUGAUUAAUUAGUACACUACAUCCAACUCAAGACACCAAAACAAACAGAUGUCAGAUACCUUUAAGAACAUUUCAUUAUGAGAUUUAAAUUUCAUUCUUUUCUUUGUGUUAUUUGUACAUUUGUUGUUUUACAAAUUUAAUAUGACGAGUCACAGACUGGAGAAGUGUGCUGUAAGAUUUUCUCUGACUUGUGCUGAAUGUUUAAUUAACCCUCAGUGUCGGGAACAAAAAUGUAUAAAUCACCGACAAGCGGCAUUGCAUCAGUUAAUGCUCAGUGCUUUGAUUGUUGUAAACCUCACUGCACGGCUCUUGUGUGGGCGAACUUUUAGGGACUUGAACCGAGCAGGGGUCCUCCUGCUGACACCCAGACAGACUUCUGCUUGAUGGUUUCCAGUUACAUUUCAGCUGUUACAGUGGACUUGUGUUUUCCACAUAAUCAUUUGCACCUCGAGGAUGAGUCUAUGUUGUCUGAGCUGAUGAAGCAGCAGAAGCACCCACAGUCCUUUUUGAGUGAUGUUGGUUUGCUGGGACUACACAUCAGUGACCAGACUUGAAAGAAAUACGCAGUUAUUUGUCAAAUACAUGAUAGAGACAGUAAUAACUGCUCAGUCAUCUCUUUGAAAACUGUGUAUCUAAUAGUGUCAUAUCAUGGACUCAUACAGUAUAAUUCUUGUAUAAAUACAGUAUGAAGUUUUCAGUGUUAUAAGGCUAUACUAUCUGCCUGUACUGUAGAUACCUAAUGUGAAAAGUUGAAGUUUAUCUUGGUGGAGAAAAUAAUAAUGAAGGGAGGUGCUUUUAUUUAGCUAGCAGUAGCUAGCUAAAUAACUAUUCAGUAGCUUGUUGUGAGGGUUCUAUUUAAAACUUUGACUUUUGUUCACGUCAUUGCUUUUCCACCAUUUCAAAGCUGUUGAGGAUCUUGUGUAAAUGUUGAAUAUGAGUCUGUGUCAUGAUGUGCAUUACAUUGUCAGCCACAAAGGUAUUGUAUGUUUGUUUUUUGUUUUUUAACUUAAUGGAUGGUGCAUCGGUCAUCUCCUCAGUCCCCGAGCAGAGUUAUUUGUGGAACAGCAUCUUUCUUUCCCAUUUUGAAACUUAAAAAACAACCACUUUCCAAAGUUUUGUUUUUAUGCCAUUAAGAGGUUGGCCAUAUGCUGGGACAUGCACCAAAUGUCAAAGCAUGGAUGCCCUCUCACAUCGCUAAAGAUGAGUCACUGUAAAGUUUUCUCAAUAACAAACUCACAGUGUGUCUGUAAGCUCCUACGCUCUCAAGCUUUGGCCGGUAUCACUCCGGUCUGAACAUUUUGUUCACAUCAAGUCUGUUGUGAAUGAGAGGAGUUUCUUGGAAGUUGCUAAAUAAUGACAAGAUGGGAAAUGUUGCUGCCUCACAGGUUCCCCCCCCCCCCCCCCCAAAAAAAAAAUGUUUUUACUCAUACGACCAUUAAUGUGAUAUAUGUACAUUGGUGUGUAAAACCAAAUAUGAUUAUUUUGUGAUCCAUGUAUAACUUUUUAUCCAAGGUUUUCAGAAAAACAUAUCUAUUUAUUUCAAUUUCUGUUUGUUUGACAUUAAGCCUGGUUCUGUCAUCUGAUAGCAACUUGCAGCUACCUUUAUGUGUAGAAAGAUGUAAAUAUUAAGUUGAUUAAUAAGAAUAAAAUGGAUAUUUAGUAUAUUC
Molecule: messenger RNA, 7106 nt
Organism: Anarrhichthys ocellatus (wolf-eel)
Lineage: Eukaryota; Metazoa; Chordata; Actinopteri; Perciformes; Anarhichadidae
Gene: jak2a
Product: Janus kinase 2a
Exons: 23
Coding region: 2093-5206 (1037 amino acids)
Biological process (GO): cell surface receptor signaling pathway via JAK-STAT; protein phosphorylation; intracellular signal transduction
Cellular component (GO): membrane; cytosol; cytoskeleton
Molecular function (GO): growth hormone receptor binding; ATP binding; non-membrane spanning protein tyrosine kinase activity
Source: RefSeq, a predicted model, not a curated record